CCUCAAACGACCUGCUGACCAGGGGUGGCCUGAUCUCGGGCCUACUAGCGAUGCUGCAACGCUGUAUGAUUCAUAGUAGAGGCAGUGUGAAGCUUGCAGCACGCCUCUACAGCACACAUACACUGGUCCGAUCAGGAAAAGUCACAACAGCUACCCUCGCAAAGCUCUACAGACAGACAACCCCCAUUUCCGUUGUCACAGCGCAUGACUAUCCUUCUGCUCUAGCUGCCAACAAGGCAAAUAUCGAUAUCAUUCUAGUGGGCGACUCACUCGCCAUGGUAGCGUGCGGGUAUGAUGACACAACACAGCUCUCUAUGGAAGAAAUGCUCUUUCAUUGUCGCAGUGUCAAGCGAGGUGCUAAGAACGCCUUUCUUGUUGCUGACUUGCCGUUUGGUUCGUUUGAGGUAUCCCCAGAACAAGCCAUGCGUUCAGCGAUACGAUUGGUCCAAGAAGGCGGUAUGGAAGCCGUCAAACUAGAAGGUGGUCGUGAAAUGGCAGAGACAGUGAGGAAGAUCACGCGGCAUGGGAUCAGCGUCAUGGGUCAUGUUGGCUUACUUCCACAACGACAAGCGAGUCUUGGUGGCUUCAAAGUUCAAGGGAAAACGGCAGAAGGUGCUGAAGCAGUCCUACAGGAUGCAUUGGCGCUACAAGAUGCUGGAUGUAUGUCGAUUGUCCUUGAGGCAAUCCCAGCACCCGUUGCUGAGAUUGUCACACAGCGACUACGGAUACCGACCAUUGGUAUUGGCGCUGGUGCCGCAUGUUCAGGACAAGUCCUAGUACAGAUGGACAUGCUCGGUGUGUUUGACCGGUUUGUGCCACGUUUCUGCAAACAGUAUGAUCAGCUUGGUGGCAGGACCAGCGAGGCCAUCACUCGAUAUAAUGAAGAAGUCAAGGCAAGACGGUUCCCGGCAGAGGAACAUACAUAUCCGGCGGACAGCCCUGCGCUCGCUGCUUGGGUGGCCAAGAACAAGGCGAGCUAGCCGAAUGCUGGUGUCAGAGAGUAAGAGAGGACCAAUUGGUUGUCCGACUUGAAGCAAGCGUGCAGAUUGUGCAAUAGCUCAUCGGGAGCAGGUAUGAAGCUCAUAUUAACGUAGACGUA
Molecule: messenger RNA, 1099 nt
Organism: Protomyces lactucae-debilis
Lineage: Eukaryota; Fungi; Ascomycota; Taphrinomycetes; Taphrinales; Protomycetaceae
Product: 3-methyl-2-oxobutanoate hydroxymethyltransferase PanB
Exons: 2
Coding region: 51-980 (309 amino acids)
Biological process (GO): pantothenate biosynthetic process
Cellular component (GO): mitochondrion
Molecular function (GO): 3-methyl-2-oxobutanoate hydroxymethyltransferase activity; magnesium ion binding
Source: RefSeq, a predicted model, not a curated record